Molecule: messenger RNA, 1363 nt
Organism: Halichondria panicea
Lineage: Eukaryota; Metazoa; Porifera; Demospongiae; Suberitida; Halichondriidae
Product: polyhomeotic-like protein 1
Exons: 6
Coding region: 128-1051 (307 amino acids)
Cellular component (GO): nucleus
Molecular function (GO): zinc ion binding; protein binding
Source: RefSeq, a predicted model, not a curated record
CAGGCCCUGCCCACUUGGGACUACGUAAUGUAAUAGGGUCACAAUCCUUGCGACAACAAAUGGCCCAUUUUUCUUCAGCCAGUGCACAGGAAUUCCUCCCCUAAACUGUUGCGGCUAUAAUAAUUCAAUGGACGGUGGCACUAAUCGCGAUAUGGAUGUUUCCAUAAUAGACAAGGACGAGAGUUCGGACAAGGCUUAUCACGUCGUGGACGGGUUCGUCAUUGAAGACAGCAAAAAGCCGUUCCCACAAAAUGGGCAGCUGUCCUUUGUGCCCGAGGCAUACGGCAAAGAGAAACCACUGCCACCACCAUCCCACAAGAGAACUCGUCAGAGCACCAAUACACCUAAACACUCACGCAAUGUCUCACCAGAUAUCACAAAUAUGCACACCUGUGAGUAUUGCAAGAUAGUUGCUGUGGGUAGUGAGUUCUUGGCACCCUCCAGAAGAUUUUGCAGCAUGUCGUGUUGCAAGCGAUACAGUGCCGAGAAGCGCUACUAUCCGUACGGGAAAGAUGAGGAAGGGAUUGCCAAAGCUAUUCGCGAGGGACUGGUGAAUCCAAAUGGCAAGUCAGUAAGACAGGCAGCCCCUGGGGCAGCAAAACAGAACAAAGGAAACUCUAUGCGAGAUCAGAGAAGAAGGAAAAUGGCAUCAUUUUCCAAAGACAAAGGAACUCCUAAUGGAGGGACCACCUCGAAAUCACCUCGAGGCAAGCGUGCGAGAGCCACCCCCUCUAUCACACCUGCUCUUCACAUACCACCACUGGAAAAUAAACCCACACCCACUGAAACUCCUAUCGAAGUGUACGCCCACCCUACGGGUGUGCCCCUGCAAUCAUGGACGAUUGACGAUGUAAGUGACUUCCUCACAUUCCUUGGUUACGAGGUCUACAUCGAUCGUUUCCUAGAGAACGAGGUCGACGGCAGAGCUCUGAGUCUUGUCAAAGACUAUCAUCUUCUGAUGGUUCUCCAGUUGCGGCUCGGACCCGCCCUCAAAGUAUGCCAACAGAUUAAUGCAAUUAAAGCUAUGGACGAUGUUUCCGAUGCCGAGUAAAACAAUAAUUUAUUAUUUGUGUGUUAAACCCUAAAUGCCCUUUCAUAUUGCCUUUUUUUACCCCUUUGUAAGGAUAAUUUUACAGAGCUAAAAAACCUAUUAUUGUUCGUCUUCUGCCUUGUAUACUUUUUGUUGUUUGACAAUAAUUAUUUGUGCGCACAAUAUCCACAUUACCAUAGUAACUCAUGACACUUCACCUUAAUUAGCCUGUCGUCUAAUACAUGUGUGCUUGUAUGUUUUCAACAUGUGUCUCAUAUUAUAAAUUCUUCUGUCUUCUUAUAACAUGUCUUUGUAUAAUGUUUUAACUAGUGU